AUGCCAAGGUGUGCGAAUAAAGGUUGUCAAAAGGAAUUUGACGAGUCGAAUAACAAGGAGGGAAGUUGUAAUUAUCAUCCUGGUGGACCGGUAUUUCAUGAAGGCUUGAAAUCAUGGUCUUGCUGUGCUGAAGUGAACAAGCCCGUACUGGAAUUCGAUCAAUUCAUGGCUUUACCCACAUGUACGAAAGGCAAACAUUCCGCAUCCCCAACUCCUGCUCCCGCUUCUAAACCUACUCAACCGACAACAUCAUCCGUAGAAGAACCUACCAUGUCAUCGGACGGAGUGGAGACUUAUGGUUUCUCGAAACUGUCCACGAAAUCGGAUACUCCUGCACCGGCUGUAUCAGCAACUUCAUCUGUACCUGCCCCGGCGCAGAAGAUUGUCGAAGAGGAAGAAGAUGAUCCGAGUGUACAAGUGACAGAAGGGACACAAUGUAAGAGAUUGAGAUGUGAGUAUAAGUAUGUGAAUGAGGAUGAGAGCAGGAUAGAAGGUGGAUGUAGGUAUCAUCCUCAAGGCGCAAUAUUCCACGAAGGUUCAAAAGGUUAUCUAUGCUGUAAAAGGCGGGUGCUAGAAUUUUCAGAAUUCCUAAAAAUCGAGGGAUGUAAGACCGGUAAACAUUUAUUCGUAGGUUCAAAGAAGGAUGAGACGAAAGAAGAGAAAGUAGAUUGUAGAUUGGAUCAUUAUCAGACACCAUUACAAGUUCAUGUAUCUGCUUUUGCCAAAGGAGCGGAUAAAGAGAAAUCAAUUGUCAGAUUUGAAUCUCAAUCGUUACAUCUCGAUCUAUACUUACCAUCUAACAAAAGGGUCAAAAAGGUUUUACAGCUCUAUGGCCCCAUCAAUCCUGAGACUAGUACAUUUAGGAUAUUAGGUACUAAAGUCGAUAUAGUACUACAGAAACCCAGUGCGAUCUCAUGGCCUUUACUCGAACUGCCUCCUCCAGGUACAGAGUUACCACCGGGAUACGCCCUGACUUUCGGGGUGAGUGGGAGGACAGGGACGGUAGGUGGGAAGGAGAUUGUGCUUUCGCCCGAGGAGUUGGCUAGGAGGGGAGCAUGA
Molecule: messenger RNA, 1059 nt
Organism: Kwoniella mangroviensis CBS 8507
Lineage: Eukaryota; Fungi; Basidiomycota; Tremellomycetes; Tremellales; Cryptococcaceae
Exons: 10
Coding region: 1-1059 (352 amino acids)
Source: RefSeq, a predicted model, not a curated record